Messenger RNA from Chlorella variabilis, 4710 nucleotides. RefSeq lists its product as hypothetical. The record is from RefSeq and is a predicted model, not a curated record. The coding region runs from base 1 to 4710 and encodes 1569 amino acids. Lineage: Eukaryota; Viridiplantae; Chlorophyta; Trebouxiophyceae; Chlorellales; Chlorellaceae. The transcript has 14 exons.
AUGCUUCCAAGCAGCGCACCUUCUGCCACCCCACCCUGCGCCCUCCCGUGCCUGCCCCGCCCGCAGUGUCGGUGCGUGCAUGUGGAUGCGGUGCAGGAGGGCAGCCUGCGGGUCAGCACCAGCGGCGGCGACAUCUCGGCACCCAAGGUCAAGGCGAUUGACGCCCACCUGUUUUCGGGCGGCGGCGCCAUCCGCGGCGCCAUGACCGGCGUGGACGUGCGGGUGGACAGCGGGGGUGGCCCGCUGGCGCUGGCCGCGCUGGUGGCCAGGCGCGCGGCGCUGCGGAGCGGCGGUGGGGCGCUCACGCUGGGGGCGUGCUAUGCAGACGAUCUGGAGGCGGACUCAGGCGGCGGGCCGGUCCACGUCACAAACAUGGACUGCCGCGGCGGCAGCGCGACGCUGCGCUCGUGCGGCGGCGCCGUGGCGGUGGACAGCCUUGACGGCAACCUUCAGGUCGACUCGGGGGGCGGCGCUGUGCAGGCAAGCUGGGACGGUGUGCAGCUGGCCGACAACGCCAGCGCCGUCAGUGUGGCCAGCGGCGGCGGCGACAUCCAGCUGUUCCUGAGCCCCGGGCUGACGGGGCUGCUGCGCCUGCGCAGCUGCGCGCGCGUCGCCGCCCGGCCCGGCACCGUGCGGCAGGUGGAGACGCGGGACGACGGCAGCCUGCUCUUCCGCCUGCCCUUGGAGCAAGGGGACGCAGCGGCAGUCGGACGGGACAGGGCUGCAAUGCCGGCAGCGGCAGCGGAAGGGGUAUCGGCAGCGCCGCGCAGCCGUCUGCAGCGGGCGGUGGAUGUGCAGCCGCAGCCGCCGUCUGGCAGCGAUGGCACGACGGGCAGCAGAGGGCAGGCUGGUGCCGACAUUGUGCUGGAUGCGGCUGAUAGUCUGCCAAUAAGCUGCGCCCGUCAAAAAGAGGCGUACCGUCUGUGGCUCCAUGCCUGUCUUGGUGCAAAAGCUCCAAGUCAUUUAAAUGCGCCGUCCAGCACAGUCCAUUCAUGCAGUGUAAAGAAUACUUCUAGCAUCCAACUGCUCGGAGGGCGCUUACCCCGGUUUUCGCCAGAAGCGUGUGCCAGGGCCCGGCUCUCUCGAGCCAGCAACGCCCAGCGGCGGGCGUGUGAGCAGGCGAGGCCCAGCCAGGGCGCCGUAGCCGCGCCCAGCGACCAGUCGGCGCCCCCAGUCAAAGCGCAGCGCAGGAUGGAGCAGCCGGCACCUGCAGCCCCUGGAGAGGCCCCCACAGCCGCACCUGCCCCUGCCGCCGCCGAGCCGCCGCCCAGCGAGCAGCCGGCGCGCGCACCCGAGGACCAGCCGCCAGCAGCCGUGCCAGCACCCGCGGCGGCGCCAGAGCAGGAUGGGCCCAAGCCCGACGCCUCGGCCGCCGAAGCGGAGGCCGAGGCGCAGGAGGACGAGGAGGUGGCGGCGGCGCUGUUUGACCUUGCCGCCGCGCCAGCAGCCUCGCCGCCGCCGCGCGCGGCCUCGCCGCCGCCGCAGCCGCCGGCCUUUGGCGGCGCCGCGUUUGGCGGCGCCGCCGCGGCCGCCCCGCAGCAGCACGGCGCGCUGCCCUCGCUCCACCUCCUGCAGCAGUACCAGCAGCACGACCUCAAGCCGCUGCUGAGCCCGCGCAAGCGGCCCCGCAAGCCCAAUAAGACGCUGGCGAUGUAUGAAGAGUUCACAGAUGGGGAGUCGGAUGCAGAGGAGAAGGCGGAGGGCGGCGGCAAGCGGCCGGCCAAGCGCGGCGGCGGGCGGUGGGGCGGCCGCGGCGGCGCGGCCGGCGGCCGCGGCCGCGGCGGCUGGGGCCUCCCCGCGCAGCAGCAGGCGGGCGGGCGGGGCGGGCGGGGCGACGCCCCGCGCGAGUCCUCCACAGCCGACAGCCGCGACAUGAGCUGGGCGCAGCAGCAGGCGGCGGCGGCUGCGGCGCUGGCCUCUGUGCAGCAGCCGCCCCCAGCCCUGCCCAGCGCGCCCCGGCAGCUCGCGGCGCCGCCGCCGCUGCCAGACAUGCUGCGGCAGCCGGUCAAGCGCUGCGCCAUCCACGCCUACAUCGCACACCUGGUGCAGUACCACCACCAGCUGACGGCGGCGCAGCAGGGCGCGGCGUCGCAGCAGGCCCAGCCGGUGGCGGCACAGCCGCCGCUCGCGUCCAUGCUCCUGCAGCAGCAGCAGCAGCAGCAGGCGUUUGGCGGCGCACCGCCGCCGCAGAGCGCGCUGCUGGCGGCGCUGGCUGGGCUGGGAGGUGGCGGCCUGCCGGCCGGCGGCGGCAGCGCCCUGGCAGCGCUUGCGCCCUACCUGCAAGCAGGCGGCGCCAGCGGCGCCCUUGCCGCCCUGACGGCGGCGGCAUCCAACCGGGGUGGCGGCGGCGGCGUGGCCGGCCUGCUGCAGCAGCUGCUGCCGCAGCAGCAGCCGCAGCAGGCGCAGCAGUCGCGCGGCGGCCUGGCUGGCCUUCCACCGCAGCUUGCCUCCGCGCUGCUGGCUGCUGGCAUUGGCGGCGGAGGCGCUCUGGGCGGCCUGGGCGGCGGCGGGGCGCCGGCGCUGCAGCAGCCCCCCGGACUGGCGGCUCAGCUGGCAGCCCUGCAAAGCGCCCUCAGGCCGGCAGGCGUGCCGGGCGGCGAGCAGCAGCUGGGGGGCUUGCCGGCAGCGCUGGCCCAGGCUGCCGGCGAGCGCUCGGCUCCCAUGCAGCAGGGCCCCGCCGCCCCGCAGCAGGCUCAGCAGCAGCAGCAGCAGCAGCAGAGCCGCAUCUCUGAUGUGCUGGGGCAGCUGCUGGCGCUGCAGCGGCAGUUCCAGCAGCCUGUGGGCGGCGUCGGCGGCGGCGCGGGCCCCGGCCCCGUGCAGGGGCCCACCCACCCAGGCAGCGGCCCUCCUCCGCAGCAGCAGGAGCAGCAGCAGCGGCUGGGUCUCAUGAUGAACCAGCUGCUGCAGGCACAGCAGGCUCAGCAGGCACAGCAGCAGGCGCAGCAGGCGCAGGCACAGCAACAGGCGCAGCAGCAGGCGCAGCAGCAGGCGCAGGCGCAGCAGCAGCAGGCGCAGCAGCAGGCGCAGGCGCAGCAGCAGCAGCAGCAGCAGGCGCAGCAGCAGGCGCAGCAGCAGCAGGGAGCUCAUCCGCAGGCCGGCCCCAAUGAGUUGCAGCGCUUGCUCGAGAUGAUGAAAGCAGGUGGCGGUGGUGGUGGGCCAGCGCCGCCAGCCAGCGCGGGGACGGCAGCAGGCGCCACUGCCGGCAUGAAUGGCGCAGCCCAGGAUCCCGCUGCCGGCAGCGAUGCUGGCGGCGGCGGCCUGCAGCCGCCUGUGGGCAGCGCGCUGCAAAGCCUGCUGCGUUCGGUGGGCGGGCAACCACAGCUGCUUCUGCAGCUGCUGCACCAGUACCGGUUGCGCCAGUCGGCCAGCCCCUCGCAGCUGGCGCAGCUGCUGCAGGCGCAGGCUGCUGCGCAAGGCGGCGAGGGCCCGGCUGCUGCCGCUGCCGCUGCUGCUACGGAGGCUGCUGGCAGGAUGCAGGCGGUGGCGGCGCCAGGUAGCGGCCAGCAGGAGGAGGGGCAAGCGCCAGGCGCCGCCGGUGAGGCCGCCGCCGGUGAGGCCGCCAGCCUGCCGCCUGAGCGGGCAGGCGAACAGGCAGGCGGAGUGCCCAAAGCACACGCCCAGCAGCAGCCGGAGGGGCAGCUGGUGGCGCCUGAGCACCAGCGGUCACGGCUGCCCGAGGGGCCGGAGAAGCAGGUCGAUGGGCCAGCAGAGGUGCCACCGGCUGCAGCAGCAGGCACCGGCGCUGGCGGGGCAGCGGGCAGCAAGGAGGGCCCAGACCAGCAGCAGCAGAUGGAUCAGCAGGGUGCCCCCGACCAGCCUCGCCCAGGCAGCCCGCCGCCGGCAUCCGCCCCGCUGCCAGCGCUGGUGCCUGCUGGGCAGACUUCGCCGCCGACAGCAAACGGCGGCACCGUGAGCAGCGAGCAUGGGCAGGAGGCAGCUCAGGCAGCGGCCGGCGGGCACCCGCCUGCCCUGCAGCAGCCAGGGGCUGGGACGAAGCAGCAGGACGGUGGUGCCGACCGUGCCCAGCAGGCACCGCCAGAGCCUCAGCAGGCAGCGCAGGAGGCGGGCGCUGCCGGGCAGCCCGCUUUCCAGCAGCGCCUGGCGACUGCCAUGGACCAGCUGCGCAUGCAGCUGCUGCUGCAACAGCAGCAGAAGCAGGCAGGCCAGCCGGCGGCGGCGGCGGCGGCGGCGGGUCUGGGCGCCGCGUAUGGCGGGGGCCAGCCGGGCAGCCAGAUGCAGCGCGUGUUGAUGAUGCAGCAGCUGAUGGCUCAGCAGCUGGCGCAGCAGCAGCAGCAGCAGGGUCAGCCGCAGGCAGCGCAUGGCGGCGGCGCCGAGCCGCAGCAGCCUCGCCAGCUGCCUCCGAACCUGGCAGCGCUGCUGGCAUCCAUGCACGGCACUGGUGUGGAGACUUUGUUGGGAGGCCUGCAGCUCCUGCUCCCUCACCAGCCGGCGCACCCAGACACCUUGAUAGCGGCACCCUGCAGCAGCUCUGCCGCGAGCUGGAUCGGCACCUGCCCGCGUGCGACAUCGUGGAAGCAGUCUCCGCAGCCGCAGCUACUGCCGCAGGUCAGCUUCCCGCUGGCGCCCGCGCCGCAGCCGGUGCAGCUGCUGGGCGCUGGCGACGGCUGGAGCGGCUUUAUUGCCAACCGGCUAGUGGCCGGGCGCAAGCUAGCAAUGACGUGGAACCCGCCGCCGCCACAACAACCAUGA